AUGCCGCCCAAGACUACUAAGCAUAUAGUAAUGCUCAGGAGGAUCAAGAAGAAGAUAAAGGAGUUAGCUACUCUCUCAUCACCAAAGAAACUGAGUGGUGAUGGUGUCUCUGAUGAAGAAGUGAAUCCUGCUGCAAUGGAGCUUCCCGAGGAUGUGAAGGAAGGGCAUUUUGUGGUGCUCGCAGUUGAUUGCGACCAACCCAAGAGAUUUGUUCUUGAAUUGGCUUAUCUCUCUCACCCAGAAUUCCUUAAGUUGUUAGAGCAAGCAGAGGAGGAGUUCGGCUUCAACCAGAAGGGAGCUCUUGCCAUACCCUGCCGGCCUGAGGAUCUGCAGAGAAUUCUCAGGGACCGGAGCUAG
Molecule: messenger RNA, 357 nt
Organism: Nelumbo nucifera (sacred lotus)
Lineage: Eukaryota; Viridiplantae; Streptophyta; Magnoliopsida; Proteales; Nelumbonaceae
Product: auxin-responsive protein SAUR50-like
Biological process (GO): response to auxin
Source: RefSeq, a predicted model, not a curated record